AUGUCGAAAUUUCCUAUCGACACUCAGCGUGAAGCACUUGCCAAGAAAAUAACUGAGGAGCUCUUUGACGUGAAUCUGCUAAUACAAUUCUUGGAAGAGAUCACCACCAGUGAGGAAUUCUUUUCUCGCUAUACCUCAAAUAGCCAUUCAAUUUCACUCACUACCACUAGUCUUGAGAGCAAACUAAACAAUGGAAACCCUAACGUUCAGUGCUCUCCUGCAUGUAUUGCAAAGUCAACCAUUAGCCGCUCCAUUGCGACAAAUAUAAAACACCUCAUGAAAGGUCCUAGUACCUUCAAAGGAAUGAACUGUGCUAAAUAUGUGCAUCCUUGUCCCACAAUGCAUUUUUUCAUCGGCGAAAAACUCACUAAAGAACUUCGUCUGCUCACAAUGGAGGAAGCUAAGUUACGUCUACAGACAUUUGGUUCGGAUGACAUAGAAGAAAAUAUAUCACAAAAACUUGCAUUAGAAGUAUGGGACGCAGAUGGUCAUCAGCUUUCACUCUUCCUGUUCACCUACCAAGCUAUAACAAAGCCGUUGCAGACGCCACAGAUCUGUCCAGAAGAUGUAGACUUCAUGCGAAAGCAUAAUCUUCAAUCGAUGUUAACAAAAAGAAAUCCAAAGUCAAACCGUCUAUCCUGUUGA
Angiostrongylus costaricensis is the source of this 645-nucleotide messenger RNA. The record is from the annotation of a GenBank genome assembly. NCBI's taxonomy places the organism in Eukaryota, Metazoa, Nematoda, Chromadorea, Rhabditida, Metastrongylidae.